Messenger RNA from Penaeus monodon (black tiger shrimp), 477 nucleotides. Its product is annotated as classical arabinogalactan protein 9-like. The record is from RefSeq and is a predicted model, not a curated record. Lineage: Eukaryota; Metazoa; Arthropoda; Malacostraca; Decapoda; Penaeidae. The transcript is spliced from 3 exons. The coding region runs from base 1 to 477 and encodes 158 amino acids.
AUGGAUUUAAGAGGAAAGAUGUUCUGCGACACUACUAAGGGGUUCCCCUCCUUACUUCCCAAACCCAAAGGGCCGCCCUUUGGGACGCCCAAACCGCCGAGCUGCCUUAAAGAGGCCUACCGACGCCUUACUUGCCCAAGACUAUCGAAACCCUUUUCAGUCACCCUGGUCAGCACCGAUGCUCCUCGUACCCAAAAAAAAUGGAUCUCGCGCCCGUCAUCGAUACCCCCGCUGAACGGGCCCCCCGUCCUGACCCCUACCCCAACCGUCGAUACGCACACUUCUCCAAAAAAGGGUAGAGCCGCCCCUUUUGCAACGCCCGAUGGACGCUCAAAACCCCUCGCCUUUGCCAGUCGAAAUUUAACCAAGCCCAGAGAAUUACUCCGUCCGACCUCGAGGCCCUCGCCGUCGUCUGGGCUCUCAAACCUUCGAGAAUCAUUUAGGUUACUGCCACUUCUAAGAUCAUCGCCCACUUAA